Molecule: messenger RNA, 956 nt
Organism: Caenorhabditis elegans
Lineage: Eukaryota; Metazoa; Nematoda; Chromadorea; Rhabditida; Rhabditidae
Gene: ztf-28
Product: C2H2-type domain-containing protein
Exons: 3
Coding region: 13-831 (272 amino acids)
Source: RefSeq, marked reviewed
AAAAUCAGCUUCAUGGAUACUUCCGAUCACAAGCCCCUUAUCGACCGCUUCGAAACGGAAUUCGCUGAAAAAUCGUCACUGCUUCGCAAAGAAGAAAGCGAGCUUAAGCGGCCGGAUCUCAGAGGCGAUUUCCUCUGCUUGUCCUGCGGCCAAAACUUCAAGCACGGCGCUUCUCUCAACCGCCAUCGUAAACUGGUGCAUAGCGACGAGUACACCUGCAUGCUGUGCGCCCGUAAGCUCUACCUGAAGGAGACCGUCCGUGAUCACAUGAGAAAUGAGCACUACUUGGGUCAAGUAUACACCUGCGGAUGCUGUAACUGGACGUUUUCCAACAAAAAAGCCCUCACCGAACACGCAAAGGCCAUACAGGAAACCGGAGCUCCAGGAGACGCCAACCCGAUUGCGAAAUCCGGCAAUUCACCGGGAUCACUGCUGAAAUCGCCAAUUCAAAGAGCCGGCUUCAAGCUUAAUCGUCUUUUGAACAAGUCUCUGUCGCCGUCGACUUCCAAUUCAACAACGUCCUCAUCUUCCCGCGACGCUUCAGGAUCGCCCCAACCGGAGCUGGAGCUGAAGCUGGAGCCAGAGCCAGAGCCAGAGCCCAAUGAAGAAGCUCUCGAGUACAAAAGAUUCUUCAACAAUGCAGUCGACACAAUUCUACAGAGAAAUUUUUUCACCGAUCAGCAGAUCACUGAAGUCGACACAUGGGUCAUAAUCAUCGAAAGUGCGAAUGCUCUUGCGACGGCGCUUCAGAGCUACAAGAAAGCUCAGCAGAUCCAGCCAGCCGAGCCAGCCAUGAUCCCAGAAAAGCGCAUCAAGCCGGAAAUUGAGUAAUCGUUGAUGUUCGAGUGUCUUCAUUAUGUUUAUAGUUCUACCUCACUGCUCACUUUUUGAUUUUCAUGUUAUGUUAAUUUACAUUUUCAAUUUUCGAUAAGCUUUAAUACAUUAUUUUGAUUAAA